Molecule: messenger RNA, 517 nt
Organism: Diversispora eburnea
Lineage: Eukaryota; Fungi; Glomeromycota; Glomeromycetes; Diversisporales; Diversisporaceae
Source: the annotation of a GenBank genome assembly
UAGAACAAGUAGUAAAUAUAGUUUUGAUAGUAAAUACGAUUAUGGGACAGAGGAAGUCAAAAAUGCUUUGGAAACGAAGACGAAGGAGGUAAAAUUUGAUGAGCAAACCGAAAUUUUGGAUGAGGAGUUUAACAAGGCUUUGGAUGAUAAAAAUAGAAUAAUUGAAGGUCAAUUAGCGAAAAUUAAUGAACUUAAAAAUAGGUUAGCUGAGUCGGAAAAUAAACAUGAAGACCAGCCCAAAAGAGAAAAACACCAAAAUUGUAGGAUUAAGGAUGAAUAUAUUAACGAAUUAAAAGACGACAUUAGAGAAUUAAGGAGACUUAGGGAAAUUGACCUUGGUAAAGAGGAUACAAAAACAAUUACUAUUUUAAGAUUGGGGCAAGAAAAGGAAGAUUUAACCAAAGAAAAUAAAGAACUUAAAGAGGAACUACAACUUACUAACGAGGUAGCAAAAGAACUGCAAGAAAUUGUCGACGAUAAUGAGAAAAUUUUAAAGCAAAAUCAAGAUAUUAUUUGA